ACCCGGCCCUUGUCGCGCACCUCCAGGUAGCCGAAGAUCAUGGCCAGCAGCUCCGGGAACAGACACGAGACGUGCGUCUCCAUCGCCCGGGCCCGGAUCGCCUCCGCCGUGCGGCGUCUCGGGCCCGGCGUCCUUGCGCCGCUCGACCCGGGCUCCGAGCCUCGGCGCGCCGGCCCCGCGCUCGCCCUCCGGCCCUCUCCCGACCCGGCCUUUACAUCGCCGCCGCCAGGGCGGGCUCGGCCAAAGAGAAGUCCGUCGGGCCUCGGCCGCGCCGCCGCCCUCGCUCCGCCUCCGCCUCCUCUAGCCGCGCCACGCCAGGCAGGCCGCGCAGCCGCCUCGAUCCCGGCCUCGGGCGGCCCCACGCCGCAUCAUGCUCAGCCCCGCGGGCGAGUCUGUCCUCGGAGCUCUCCUGCCGCCUUUUCCCUCCUUUGUCUCCCAGCCGGGGCGGGCGAGAGGAGGGCGGCCUGCCGCCAAGUUGCGACUCUUGCCGCCGCCGAUCUCGGGACCCGCCUCUGCCCCUCUUCCUCCGGUCGGCAGGUUCCGACUCGCUCGCUGCCUGCCGGGCCCCGGCGCCGCGUUCGAGUCGGGCGGGGGAGGGAGGAAAAGGAGGAGGAGGCUGGGCUGGGCCUGGUUGGGCUGCACCACACCUCCCUGCGCCGCCUGCGCAAUGGUACGAUCCGGAACACUCCGAGCCGUCGCCUUGACAACAGCGCCCCCUUCGCCCCCUCUUCUCCCUUUCGGCUGCCCGGAAGGAUUAACUCUUGCGACGCCGCGCAAAGCCUGGAGGGGACGGGUUCCUGCGCGGGACGCAUGGCAGGAAGGAUAGAUUUUCUCUGUCCCCGCGGUUGGCCAGGGGUUAUCCCGCCCGAUCUCGAGACGUGCUUUAACUGUCCCCAACGCGCUGUGACGUGUCAGGGAUCCCAGCUGAGUCUCAGCCGAACCGGGCAAAGGCGCGAGAGCCGCGGGAAGCGCACCAUGCCUGGGAUGCGAUUGCUCCUCCGCCUGGCUCUCCUCUGCGGCUACACGCAGCUCCUGGCCGAAGCCAGCUCUUGGUGGUCACUGGCUAUGAAUCCAAUCCAGAGACCCGAGAUCUACAUCAUUGGAGCCCAGCCAGUGUGUAGCCAGCUACCAGGGCUGUCCCCAGGCCAGAGAAAGUUGUGCCAACUAUACCAGGAACACAUGAUGUACAUUGGUGAGGGGGCUAAGAACGCCAUCAAAGAGUGUCAAUUCCAAUUCAGGCAGAGGCGAUGGAACUGCAGCACAGUGGACAACACAUCUGUCUUUGGCAGAGUCAUGAGCAUUGGUAGCCGAGAAACUGCCUUCGCGUAUGCUGUCAGUGCUGCAGGAGUUGUGAACGCCAUCAGCCGCGCCUGCCGUGAAGGAGAGCUUUCCACUUGUGGCUGCAGCCGGACAGCCCGACCCAAGGACCUGCCCCGGGACUGGCUUUGGGGUGGGUGUGGGGACAAUGUGGAAUAUGGCUACCGGUUUGCCAAAGAGUUUGUGGAUGCCAGAGAAAGGGAGAGGAACUAUGCCAAGGGAUCAGAAGAGCAGGCCCGUAUACUUAUGAACCUGCAGAACAACGAGGCAGGGCGCAGGGCGGUGUACAAGCUGGCUGAUGUGGCUUGCAAGUGUCAUGGAGUCUCAGGGUCCUGCAGCCUCAAGACAUGCUGGCUGCAGCUGGCUGACUUCCGCAAAGUGGGGGACUUUCUGAAGGAGAAAUAUGACAGUGCUGCCGCCAUGAGAAUCGGCCGCAAAGGCAAGCUUGAGCUAGUGAACAACCGCUUCAAUUCGCCCACCCCUGAGGACCUGGUCUACAUUGACUCCAGUCCGGACUAUUGCCUGCGUAAUGAGACCACGGGCUCCCUGGGCACACAGGGGCGGUUGUGUAAUAAGACUUCAGAGGGCAUGGAUGGAUGCGAGCUGAUGUGUUGUGGCCGGGGCUAUGACCAGUUCAAGAGUGUGCAAGUAGAACGUUGCCACUGCAAGUUUCAUUGGUGCUGUUACGUUAAGUGUAAAAAGUGCACAGAGAUUGUCGACCAGUAUGUCUGUAAAUGAAAGGCCAGCGAGAGCUACAAAUCUAUAUGAUAUAAAACUAUAUAAAUCUAUUUUAUAUAUAUUUCUAUAAAUAAAUUGAUGUUGAUGUUGAUGAUGAUGUAAUAAUUAUAAUUAAAGAAGCUUAUUUAAGAGACUAAAAUGCUUCCACUUAAACAAGUGAUGGGUCGGGCUGCUCCUUUUUAAAUUAUUUAGUCAUGGAGCAAGGAAAAAAAAAGACCAGGGAUGGGAUUUCUGUACUUGUUCCCUGCAACUCUUGAAACGAUUCAGCCAGAAUAAAUGAGAAACUUGAGGUAUGGGGCUGGCUCCAGAUGCUUUGCCACGGAAACAGUGAGAACGGUGGUGGUGGUGAUGGUGGUGAAUGUUCCUUCUGUUACUUGAUAGCUGAAAUUCAAAGAAUUACAUGUGUCUUGAAGGCACAGCCAGAGAAAGCGCUUCGGAAGCUCAGAUGAAUUUCCAAAAGGACAUGAAGCAGUUCUCUUUGCUUAACAAUACACAAUGGGAUGCCAGACUGCAAAAAAAAAAAAAAAAAAUAAAAAAAAAUGUCAAUUUCAAUGCUGAAGACCAAUUUCCAAGACAGAAUCCAUGCAAAACUGUCACAUAAGGGCCUUGAUUCUUCAUCAGAGGUUGGAAGAAAAACCUUUACCUUUGACCUGAAAUGUGCUGCUGCAUCCUGGUCUCAUGAAAACAAACCCUUUGCAUCUGUUUCUUCUCCCUUUUGUGGAAUCGGGUGGGCGGGAACCAGGUUUGAAGAUAGAAUUCUCUAAAGCUCUGAAAAAAAAGCCACGCUGUCAAAGUGGGAUGAUUUUCUUCAGUUGAUUGAUCUGGUUUUUGCUUGUAGAAAAAGAGCUGUCGGCGGGGUGCCUCCUGUGCCUAUGCGAACUGGAUGGAGAAGAGACUGUAUUCUGCCUAAGUGCCUUUGAACUUAAAAAAGACAGAUGUAUGUGAAAUUCUACAAGCACGCCAGGCUUUACGUGGAUGUGAAUUUGAAUAGCCAUAGGAGAGUUCUUUUUUCCAGUAUCCAAGAUGUACAGUUACUUUUUAAUAUUAAAUAUCCCCUGUUGUUGCCCUCUC
This is a messenger RNA of Crotalus tigris (Tiger rattlesnake), 3126 nucleotides long. It is a transcript of the gene WNT5B, whose product is annotated as Wnt family member 5B. The record is from RefSeq and is a predicted model, not a curated record. Gene Ontology annotation, biological process: neuron differentiation; canonical Wnt signaling pathway; cell fate commitment. NCBI's taxonomy places the organism in Eukaryota, Metazoa, Chordata, Lepidosauria, Squamata, Viperidae. Gene Ontology annotation, cellular component: extracellular region. The transcript is spliced from 5 exons. Gene Ontology annotation, molecular function: frizzled binding; cytokine activity. Bases 40 to 2055 code for a protein of 671 amino acids.